Messenger RNA from Cuscuta epithymum, 1193 nucleotides. Lineage: Eukaryota; Viridiplantae; Streptophyta; Magnoliopsida; Solanales; Convolvulaceae. The record is from the annotation of a GenBank genome assembly.
CGUAAUCCCUUCUCUUUUAUCUCUCUCUUUCUCAUUUCUUUCUUUCUGUCUUUCUGUCUUUCUGCUUCUUUCCUUCAUUUGACUCGUUUAUAACUAUACAGAAAUGGCGGCUAGUUCUUGCUUAACUUCCUACUAUCCUACCUGGGAAACCACUCACGACAACUUCCUUAACUUCACCCAAAUCUUCGACGACCAUCCGCCGCCGCAGCCAGUGGAUAGUCAUCACCUUCUUGAACCUCCGGCGGGUGAGCUUCUUUUUGGCGGCUUCAACAACCAUCAUCUUGUUCUUCCCGAACCCACUCCGGUGGACCCUCAUUUCAACUCCGACUACCCCGUCUUCUCCGGCGACUGCUUUUCCUUGCCGCCUGACUUCUCCUUCCAGCAAGACCUCGAAUUUCGGCAGCCCCUACCCAAGCGCCAGAAGCUCUUCCACAGUGAGGAAGAAGACAUUACCCAGAGCUGUUUCGGCGUCUUCAUUCCGAACCCUCCUCGCCUGCACGAGUUCAAGCCUCCGCCUCCGUUGCCGGAGCUCCCGCGUGCUUCGCUUACAGCUUACAGCUCGGAUGCGGAGAGUUGGAUGGCGGGGAAGAAAAGCGACGGCGGAAAGACGCUGUCGCCGCAGAGCAUUGCCGCUCGGGAGAGGCGGAGGAGGAUCACGGAGAAGACGCAGGAACUGGCAAAGCUGAUUCCGGGCGGCCAGAAAAUGAACACCGCCGAGAUGUUUCAGGCGGCCUAUAACUACAUCAAGUUCAUGCAAACCCAAGUUUCUGUACUUCAGUCUUGCCUCUCCCCAUCUCAGGAAAAUGAGGAGACAUUAAUGAAUGAAGAAUUAGAGACACUUGUCGGGUCUUCGUUGAUUCAAGAGAAAUUGUAUUCAAAGGAUAAGUGUUUGGUUCCAGAAAAGUUCAUCCAAACACUUCCAAAUUCUCAGGAUCAAUUGGUGAGCUCAAUCAACCCACCAACAAAAUAGGAAUCUAAUUUUACGCAAUUUUUUGUCUUCUUGUUUCCAUUGAUAAGUUGUAGUCGAUCUGCUAACUAUUUUUUGUGAGCAAACUAGUUAGUCUUUUUGCUUCUUUUUGUUAAUUAGUCUUAUAAUUUUGUACCUAUUAGGAAUACUUUUCUUGUAAAUAUCUGUUUUACAAGGGAAGUUAGAGUGCUGUUUCACUUGGUUAAUUAAUAUUAUUAAUUCAUCA